This is a messenger RNA of Argiope bruennichi, 1095 nucleotides long. RefSeq lists its product as uncharacterized. NCBI's taxonomy places the organism in Eukaryota, Metazoa, Arthropoda, Arachnida, Araneae, Araneidae. The transcript is spliced from 4 exons. The record is from RefSeq and is a predicted model, not a curated record. Bases 1 to 1095 code for a protein of 364 amino acids.
AUGCUAUCGGACAUAUCCAGAUUGUUUGAUCCUUUAGGUCUCUUAGGACCUUUGAUAAUCACAGCGAAGAUGUUCUUGCAGAAGUUGUGGAUUUUGAGAAUUGAUUGGGACGAUGAAGUUCCCUUACACUUAAAUAGAGAGUGGGAAAAAUUUAGUUCUGAACUGAGUCAAUUGAAAAAUUUAAACAUAGAUCGUCAUGUGUUAUGUUCUGAAGCUCUGAAAGUAGACCUGAUAGGCUUCGGAGAUGCUUCGAAAAAUGCGUACGAUUGUGCCGUCUACGCCAGGUCUUUGUCAAGGUCUGGUGAGAUAAAGGUGUCACUCUUAUGCAGCAAAUCUCGAGUGGCUCCCAUCAAAGAAAUUAGUAUCCCACGUUUGGAGCUGUGUGCAGCGGAUCUGCUUUCCAAGAUUACCGUUAAGGUUCUGUCAUCCUUGCAACUAGACAUUGAUGGAGUACAUUUGUACUCGGACUCCACUGUGGUGCUUGCUUGGAUCAAAACUCCACCUACAUCGUUGAAAACUUUUGUGGCUAAUCGAGUUGCUAGGAUUCAAGAGUAUACUAAGAACUUCCAAUGGCAUUAUGUAAAUACUGCUGAGAAUCCUGCGGACUUGAUAUCACGAGGAGUUUUCCCUUCAAAGAUCCAACAGUUGGACAUUUGGUGGAAUGGACCGUCUUUUCUUUCAUCUAGUAGCUGUCCAAACUUCAAUGACGAUCCUGGUGUCUUAGAUGAUGAAUAUCUUCUUGAGGAGUUUGCUAAAGACAUGAGCAGUCUCCAAAAACACCACUGUGUGCCACCUGGUAGUAAAUUAAAAACUUUGAAUCCUUUCUUGGAUUCUAAAGGAUUGUUAAGAGUCGGAGGACGGUUGGCCCAACCAAUUGCACCUUCUCAAAUCAUGGGCAAUUUGCCCAAGGAAAGAGUGUCUCCAGAUUUUGCUUUUAAUUGUGCUGGUGCCGAUUUCUGUGGGCCGUUUUAUAUUAAGAAUAAGGCUCAGCGUAAAGAGAGGACAUAUACUCCUCCCCCAUUUCUGGACCUCGACUUUCUCUGGGUCAACGGUCUAAUGGACCUUGUCUGCCUUCGUCAAAUAGCUGAAGGAUAA